Messenger RNA from Capsicum annuum, 771 nucleotides. RefSeq lists its product as uncharacterized. The record is from RefSeq and is a predicted model, not a curated record. Bases 1 to 771 code for a protein of 256 amino acids. Lineage: Eukaryota; Viridiplantae; Streptophyta; Magnoliopsida; Solanales; Solanaceae. The transcript is spliced from 2 exons. Gene Ontology annotation, biological process: chromatin remodeling. Gene Ontology annotation, cellular component: nucleus.
AUGUCUAUUAAGUUUGUCAUGGGAGGGUCUACAGUGAAUGUUAUUAGUACAUAUGCCCCGCAAGUAGGUUUGGACGAAGAGGACAGAAAAGAAUUCUGGGAGGUUUUAGAUAAGGUGGUGAAGAGCAUCCCGAGCACUGAGAAGCUUUUUGUUGAAAGGGAUUUCAAUGGGCAUAUUGAGUAUUUGCCGAGAGGAUAUGAUAAUAUGUAUUUCAAUUUUAGUUUUGGUGUAAGGAAUGAAGGAGGAGCUUCUCUGUUAGAUUUUACUAGGGCUUUUGGUUUGUGGAUAGAAAAUUUGAGCUUUCCAAAGAAGGAGGAUCGCAUUAUUACAUUUCAUAGUUCAGUGUCCAAGACUCAAAUAGACUUUUUGCUUCUUAGAAAAGGGGAUCAAGCGCUAUGUCAAGACUGUAAAUUCAUACCUAGCGAGAAUCUCUCGAAUAAGCAUAGGUUGCUCGUGUUGGACUUAGUUAUCAAUAAGGGCAAAAAGAAGAGAAGUGGGGAGGCUCAGCCCAGGAUUAAGUGGGGUAGCUUGACUUUGGCUAGUACUUUGGAGAUGGAGGAUAGGUUUAAGAAUUUGGAGGAGAAAGGUGGAGAUAAGAAGUUAUAUAGGAUAUCCAAGGCUAGGGAGCGUAGGGCUCGUGACCUUGACCAAGUGAAGUUCAGCAAAGUAGAGGAUAGUACAGUGUUGGUUGAGAAUGCCCUCAUUAGGGAGAUGUGGCAGUCCUAUUUUCAUAAACUUUUAAAUGACAAUGGGGCAGAGGUUUUGCGAUGA